UCCCCUCUUCGAACACACUUCACAAUACAACAUCCUUUCUUCUUUCUCUUUCAUUCAUGCUCACUUUCGUCCACUGAGAGAGACGGCUCAUUACAGAAACAACUUCGAACUCUCAAUAAUGCAAAGCUUCAAGACUGCUCAGUCCACCCCACAGCAACUCUAUUGCCACCCUUCCUUCUUUCUUCGGGGUGAUGAUGCCGGCCGAAAUCCUGCGCGUUUCUCCGAUCUUGGAGAGCUUCAUCAUUCCGUUUCUCCUUUUCAGCAUGAGGAUGCUGUUGAUUUAAGCUCAAGCUCUAUGUUUACUGUAAAGUCCAGCAAUGUCGCUGUUGUUCCUAUUAACUUGCAGUACGGGACAUUGAGCUCGAACAUCGGGUCUUCAGAAAUUGCUUCAACAGGAGCUGGGUGCCUGGAUACAGGGCAGCAUCUCAUGUAUCAGAAGGGAAUCGCGGCUGCGCCGGCCGCCGUGCCGGUCGGGAACGGACAUAUGGAGAAUUGGGGUGAUUCCGGCAUGGUGGAUAAUAGUCAACACACUGAUACUUCCACAGAUAUCGACCCCGAUGAUAAAAACCUAUGUAAUAGAAGUCAGCCUGGGAGAGCCGUGGUUGCGGAUUCCAUAGAUCAAUCUAAGGCCAAACCGGAGGAUCCGAAGACUCUUCGUAGGCUCGCUCAGAAUCGAGAGGCUGCGAGGAAGAGUCGGUUGAGGAAAAAGGCAUAUGUACAGCAGUUGGAGAACAGUCGUCUCAGACUAGCACAACUGGAGCAAGAGCUUCAACGCGCGCGACAGCAGGGAAUGCUUGUUGCAGGUGGAUUUCCUGGGGAUCAUGGUCAUUCAGUGGUUGGAAAUGGUGCCUUGGCAUUUGACAUGGACUAUGCGCGUUGGACCGAUGAGCAUCAACAACUGAUCAAUGACCUAAGAACGGCGGUUAAUUCUCAAAUGGGAGAUAAUGAACUGCAUAUUGUUGUUGAGGGUGUUACAGCUCAUUAUGACGAGUUAUUUAGGUUAAAAAGCAUAGGGGCAAAGGCUGAUGUAUUUCACAUUCUCUAUGGUAUGUGGAAGACGCCUGCAGAAAGAUGUUUUAUGUGGUUAGGUGGGUUUCGAUCGUCUGAACUUUUGAAGAUACUGAGGAACCAGCUUGAGCCAUUAACAGAGCAGCAAUUGAUGGGCUUGUAUAAUUUGCAGCAGUCUUCGUUGCAGGCUGAGGAUGCUUUAUCACAAGGCAUGGAAGCAUUGCAUCAAUCUCUUUCAGAUACACUUUCCUCAACCUUCCUCGGACCAACCGGUACUGGAAACGUCGCCGAAUACAUGAGUCAAAUGGCACUUGCUAUGAGCAAGCUUGCCACAUUGGAGAGUUUCCUCCAUCAGGCUGAUCUCUUGAGGCAACAAACACUGCAACAGCUGCAAAAAAUCCUGACAACGCGACAAGUAGCACGCUCAUUCGUUAUCGUAAAUGACUACAUUUCGCGACUGCGAGCACUUAGUUCGUUAUGGUUAGCUCGCCCUAGAGAGUAGGGAGCGAUGUAUGAUUGAUUACUCAAAAUUAGUUACAUGAAGAACCACUAGGUUUUGGUAGCUGCUAUGCUGAUGAUCUGUAAUUUUUCUGUAGAAGUUUUAAGUAAAUGGCGUGUUUCAUCAUCUUUGCCUGUACAAGUGCUGAGAAAUAUUCUGUGUAUAUUUUAACCUUCCAAGAGGUGAUUGUGAAAGAGUAACUUGUAAACGUGAAGAAUCCUUAAAUA
Prosopis cineraria is the source of this 1734-nucleotide messenger RNA. RefSeq names its product transcription factor TGA2.3-like. The record is from RefSeq and is a predicted model, not a curated record. Gene Ontology annotation, biological process: regulation of DNA-templated transcription; DNA-templated transcription. Bases 119 to 1510 code for a protein of 463 amino acids. Lineage: Eukaryota; Viridiplantae; Streptophyta; Magnoliopsida; Fabales; Fabaceae. Gene Ontology annotation, molecular function: sequence-specific DNA binding; DNA-binding transcription factor activity. The transcript has 11 exons.